UAUUUUUAAAACGGAUCGCGGGGAAAUUUAUGAUCAUUGCGGGAUAGGAUUGUGUAGUACGCAGUGUCGCUUCCACAGCUCCACCGUUCAGUGUUCCAUUGUAGUUUGCCUUGUGAACUUAGUGAUAACGUUUUAGAAACACGUUCAAAUUGACGCGAUGGGGAGGGUCCGGUGGCUGGAGAGUCUCGUUUUUCUCGUGUCUUUGACUGUGAUAUGUGCUCAAAUAGACGAUUUCUUCGAUCUGCGUGGACCCUAUUGCGAAACGAACAACGCCUGUUGCAACGGACGACAGGACCAUUGUUCCGUGCCGAUUUUAGGCACACUUUGCUAUUGUGACGACUUCUGCAAUUCCACGGGCACACAUUUCGACUGUUGCCCGGACUACUGGACGUAUUGCAAGGGAUUACCGUUGCCCACCACCUACGCACCGCCCACUACGACGAGACCGUCUGACCCCCUGCCGCUGCUAUACUGUAGCCACAAGGGACAACAAUACCAGCCACGUAAACCCUUCCAAGACAACUGUAAUAGAUGUGAGUGCACUGUAUCGGGCACCAAGGCGAUUCUGGAAUGCGAGGACAAUAUUUGCUUGCAAGAUGAACGCAUCAUCGAAACCGUUAACAGAUCGCCCAAUUAUGGAUGGACUGCUGCCAACUACAGUGAAUUUUGGGGCAGGACUUUGAGCGAUGGCAUUUCAUUAAGACUGGGCACCAUCGAACCAAAAGAGGUGGUCAUGAGGAUGCAGCCGGUUAUUAAAGUGUACGACCCAACGGCUCUGCCAAGAUCGUUCGAUUCUCUGGAGAAAUGGCCCAGUUGGAUCCUGCCCAUCCAGGAUCAGUUGUGGUGCGGUUCCUCCUGGGCCGUCUCCACCGCUUCCGUGGCGUCCGACAGGUACUCGAUUAUUUCACAGGGUCGUGAGAAGGUGCAGCUGAGUGCUCAGAAUCUGUUAUCUUGUGACAUGAACAAUAUGAAAACUCGGGAUGCCUGCAAUGGAGGACAUCUUGACAAGGCGUGGUUGUUCAUUAGGAAAUUUGGGCUGGUGGACGAAGACUGUUUCCCAUACAGAGCUAAAUACGAACAUUGCUCCAUCAAACGUAAGGGUAAUUGGGCUGAUGUUGGUUGCAGACCUUUUAAUCCUGAAAGGAGACAUAGAUACAAAGUUAGUCCUGCUUACAGGCUACGUAAUGAAACUGAUAUUAUGUAUGAAAUCGAACAGUCUGGACCAGUGCAAGCAACCAUAAGGGUGUACCAUGACUUCUUCUCUUACAAAUCAGGAAUCUACCAACAUACUGAUUUAGACCUCACUGAGCCAACCGGUUACCAUUCAGUUAAAAUUGUUGGCUGGGGUGAAGAGUACACUUCAACCGGUUUAAAGAAGUACUGGAAAGUAGCAAACAGUUGGGGUACCAAAUGGGGUGAGAACGGUUAUUUUAGAAUACUCAAAGGAGUAAACGAAUGCGACAUUGAAACAUUCGUAAUUGGAGUCUGGCCCGAAAUUGAAGGGAAAAUUUUGACCACCCAUCAUGGACAUUAAUCGGUUUGUUUUAUGCUAGUUUCUAAUCCACAUUCGAAAUAAGUUCAUUUUGUUUAGCUACAACUGUGUUCAUUUAGUGUUUUUUUAGUUUCGUUUUAUUUGCCAUAAACUGCCAGUUUUUACUUAAAUAAUUCACAUUAUUUAUUGACAUUGUGAUUGCUAGUUUGUAAAAAAAAAAUGUUAGUGCAGGUGUUCAAUGUAAAAAUUGUAGGGUUAGAUAUAUAUUUUUGUAUAUUAAUAUUUUUCCAGUAACUUUCUCAUCAUCUUUACAAAUAAAGUAUUUUAAAUUACAAAAACGU
Messenger RNA from Aethina tumida (small hive beetle), 1833 nucleotides. It is a transcript of the gene Swim, whose product is annotated as tubulointerstitial nephritis antigen-like. Gene Ontology annotation, cellular component: lysosome. The coding region runs from base 158 to 1534 and encodes 458 amino acids. Gene Ontology annotation, molecular function: cysteine-type peptidase activity. The transcript is spliced from 8 exons. The record is from RefSeq and is a predicted model, not a curated record. NCBI's taxonomy places the organism in Eukaryota, Metazoa, Arthropoda, Insecta, Coleoptera, Nitidulidae. Gene Ontology annotation, biological process: proteolysis.